Molecule: messenger RNA, 1319 nt
Organism: Pseudogymnoascus destructans
Lineage: Eukaryota; Fungi; Ascomycota; Leotiomycetes; Thelebolales; Thelebolaceae
Exons: 2
Coding region: 633-1319 (228 amino acids)
Source: RefSeq, a predicted model, not a curated record
CAAACUCGGAUAUUUCACCUCCAAAAUAUUCUUCAUUCUUGGGAAUAACUACUCAAAAAAUCCUCGAUCCUGAGCUCCUCACCAGGAAUUCCCUUCAUUUAUAAUUCCGAAGGACACUCCUGUCCUGUCAGUCUUGCUGUACUGCUCUCCAAACGGAUACUGCACCUGCGAGCUCCAGCUGAUCGGCGCCGUUGAGGGGAUCUGCAUACUCCGUACAAUCCAGGGCAUCUUGACAAUUCACAUUCCAGCCCCCUGCAGCUCGAGCAACACAAAUCUCACAGGGAUCUCCCCAACAGACCAAUCUCACUGGCAUAUAAGCCCAAUCGACCUCGCUGGCCACGCUGAGCGCUGAGCACACAGAUUCGUGCUUGUCCAGCCAGGCCAGUCCAUUCCCACCGCCUCGUCGACCCCCUCGUUCUUGCCCUAAUCCACCUCCACUUCACCACCUUGAACCAGCGCACAUAGCUUCUUUGGACACCUCCCAUGCCUGCGUCUCCCCCCGCGGCACCCCGCGCUCGUCUCUCCAAUUAAACGCACCCUCCCGCGCCAAACUACCUCACUCUACUCCACAACCCGCGCCUCAGCCUCAAUCCCUCGCGCUAGCUCCACCACCCUCCCCGCCGAUCCCCGCCAUGCCCACCUACCUCAUCCACGGCUUCCGCUGGUACCGCAUCUCCAUCCGGCAAUACGUAGCCACCUACGACGUCGAAGACGCAGCCCCCGACUGGAUCGUCACUCCCGCCUCCUCCCACGCCCUCCUCAACUCCCUCUACACCCUCCACGACUUUAUCCCGCCCUGCCAGCAACCAACUUCCACCUCCCUCUCCUCCUCUUCAACCGCCACCCUCACCCCGCCCUUUCAUUCACCCACCCGCACAACCACCGCCCCCGCCCCCGCCCCCGCCCCGCGAGAUACAGGUCUCUCCCCACCACAGCCCUACGCCUACGUCGGCGACGCACUAGUCCGCAUCUCCCUCUCCGCAGACAUCGGUGCCGAGAUCGCAGCAUAUGAAUCGCGCCAGGGAUGUCGGAGGGAGGGCGCCUCGAUAGGAGAGUUGAGACGCCUGGGCAGGGAGGAAGGCUGGAUUGGGAAGUUAGCGGGGCAUUUGGAGCCGAAGGAGCGGGUUGGGUGGUUUGUGGUUGUCUGUGGAGAUGAGGAGAGGUCGUUUGGACGGGGGGGUGGGGAGAGGGAGGAGAGGGAGGGGGUAGUUGAGGCUGUUGUGAGGAAGGAGAGGAGGGGGUUUAGGAGGUUUUUUGGGGGGAGGGAUAGGGAGGAGGAGGUGGAGGUUAGGAGGGUUAGUAAGUCGAGGAGGGGGUGA